ACCAACUGUUUGUUGAAAAAUUUGGCGGGCAAUUGAGAGAAAUUCAAAUAAGGAGCAAAACCCUAGCGGCCCCAUCGCUUCCCUCUCUCUCUCUCUCUUCACACGCACUCUCUCUCUCUCCCUAAAACUUCCUCUCCUUAUGAAAUUUGGCACUUUCAAUUUUCUUUUUGGCUUUGUUUUUCACACGGAAUAUCUGCUAAUUUAUGGCCGGAAGAUCAAUUGAAUACGAUUUGGAGAUCUUGAAUCUAUGAUCAUGUUUUAAAAUUUCAAGUUUGAUGGCUGCGUGAGGAAUAAUUAUUAAGAAACUUGGAAUAGGGUCAGGGGAAAAAGGGGUUGUAAGUUAGUUUAAGGGACAAUUUCGAAUAGUUGAAGGAAUAAAAGAAAGAGUGCCAAAAAUAUGGGAAAAGUGUCUCCAAAAGAUAGGGAAUUUAAGACAGCUAAGAAGAACAGGCGAUUGAAGAGUUCAAGCAGUAAGUAUCUGAAACCAGGCACUCUUGCUCAGCUUCGAUACAGCAAGGCUUCGGCUGCCAAGUUGUGUACCGAUCUUGGGAGGAAAAGGGUGGCUGUAUUAGAUGCCAAGAAACCAGAGGAUGAUAAUCUUUUGAUUGAAAAUACGGUUAUUGAGAGAAGCCCUUUGAUGUUAUCGCCCGUAGAUUUGCACAAACAGAAUAGUAUGGUGAGGACUCCAAAGACACCUCGACCAGAAGACUUCGAAUCAGAGUCAAGGCUUGAGUCUCUUCCUAUGGAUUUACUGGUUAAAAUACUUUGUCACUUGCAUCAUGACCAGCUGAGGGCGGUUUUUCAUGUUUCACAAAGGAUAAGAAAGGCUGUUUGCCUUGCAAGGCAAUUUCACUUUAAUUACACAACACCUGAUCGCUCCAGGCAGGAGAUGCUGAGUACAAUGACACCAAGGCCAACAGAACACUGGCCCUUUAUGAGCAAGGGUGAUGGGAAAAGUAUUUUGAUGCGGAGCCCACACACUCCAAAAGCUCCAAGGCAUGGUCCACGGCCACCUUCUCGUGUUAAAGUCACUGAGCUGAGGCAAAUUGCUGCUGUGCUCUUCCAGGAUUCAGGAUUCCCAUCCAGAUGCAUGGUACCGUCUGUUAUCCCAAAGCCAUUAUGCAAAUCUUUGGCUUCCAAUAGAGUGCUAUUCUAUGAGGAUGAGUUAUGCCAGGCUGUUGCUCAAAAUAAGCUUCGUUGAUUUUCUU
Molecule: messenger RNA, 1208 nt
Organism: Theobroma cacao (cacao)
Lineage: Eukaryota; Viridiplantae; Streptophyta; Magnoliopsida; Malvales; Malvaceae
Gene: FBS4
Product: F-box family protein
Molecular function (GO): protein binding
Source: RefSeq, a predicted model, not a curated record